This is a messenger RNA of Aedes albopictus (Asian tiger mosquito), 639 nucleotides long. RefSeq names its product glutamic acid-rich protein-like. The transcript has a single exon. NCBI's taxonomy places the organism in Eukaryota, Metazoa, Arthropoda, Insecta, Diptera, Culicidae. The record is from RefSeq and is a predicted model, not a curated record. Bases 1 to 639 code for a protein of 212 amino acids.
AUGAUAAAAGUACAGUACAGAAGCCAAGAAGACAAGCAAAUAAGAAGACAAGAAGCACAAGAAGAUAAGAAGCACAAGAAGACAAGAAGCACAAGAAGACAAGAAAACAAAAAGCACAAGAAGCACAAGAAGCAAAAGAAGCACAAGAAGCACAAGAAGCACAAGAAACACAAGAAGUACAAGAAGCACAAGAAGCACAAGAAGCACAAGAAGCACAAGAAGCACAAGAAGCACAAGAAGCACAAGAAGCACAAGAAGCACAAGAAGCACAAGAAGCACAAGAAGCACAAGAAGCACAAGAAGCACAAGAAGCACAAGAAGCACAAGAAGCACAAGAAGCACAAGAAGCACAAGAAGCACAAGAAGCACAAGAAGCACAAGAAGCACAAGAAGCACAAGAAGCACAAGAAGCACAAGAAGCACAAGAAGCACAAGAAGCACAAGAAGCACAAGAAGCACAAGAAGCACAAGAAGCACAAGAAGCACAAGAAGCACAAGAAGCACAAGAAGCACAAGAAGCACAAGAAGCACAAGAAGCACAAGAAGCACAAGAAGCACAAGAAGCACAAGAAGCACAAGAAGCACAAGAAGCACAAGAAUCUUAUGAAUCACAAAACGGAUAAGAAGACAAGAAGCUAA